CGGAUUUACAUAAAUUUAACAUAAUUAUAGGGCGUGGGCAGGUACUGGUAUUUAACCCCAUUCCCCCUUGCACUCCCGCAUUCCUUCGACAAUCCCUCUCCCGACCUGACAAGAAGAAGGAUCUACAGACUCAAGUCCUACCGUGAACUCCAGAAACGCAACACCAUGAAGGUUUUUACUUGCACGCUGCUCGUUGUGGUACUUCUGGCGGUGGCUAAACAAAGCUCUGCCGCGGAGUACAAGGGUUGCUACGUGAAGAACUACGGAGAGCCCUACUUCCCGUACAGCUUGGUAGACAGGAAGAUGAGCAACGACAUGUGUAUCCAGCACUGUCGGGCCCAGGGCAAGCCGUAUGCAGGAACCAAGAGUGUUCGUUGCGGCUGCGGUACUGAGGAGCACGUGGUAGAAAUGACGAAAGCUGAGGAAAGCGACUGUACCAACGACUGUAAGGCAGGAGGGGGGAUCUGUGGAGGCUACGCCAGGCUGUCAGUGUACAGCACCGCCCAAGAAAAGCGGAUGUUAAACUUGAGGGAGGUUCUUGGCGACUUGACCGACACCUUGGAGACACUGGAAAACGCCUACAAACGGGAGAUGGGCGAGACGGAAGACUUUGAGGAGGACAUGAGUGAGCUGGAAGACAUGGAGGCCGCUGGUAUGGCUGAAGACGAGGAGUAACACUACUAGCAAUAAAUUUAGUAUAUAGCACGCCUUACAAGUUGUCUGAGUAGGGAUAUUACAAAAGUGAGCAGAAACAAAUUUUCCUUGACUAUUGGUACCACGGAAGGGAUUUUCAGUUGUCUUAAAACCCUCGGGCAAACUUUAACUAUCCGAAUGGAGUGCAGAAUGUGUGUAGAUUAAAUCGAGUCCUUGGUUUCAUCGGUGAACUAGUUUUAUGUUGGGGAAUGAAGAGUGUUACAGGUAGAGUAAAGCAUGUUUGCAUGAUUUCAUCAUCAAUUUUUAACUUUGUCUAAAUUGAUAUUUACCACGGUGUGGAUCAACGUUACAUGUAUUUCAAUGGCACAAAUUGUACUUUACGGUCGCAUACGCUUAUACGGUAUAAUCAUAAUUGUUUUCAAUCGCGUUUAAUACUGGUACUUGGUUUAACAUGUAUGGAAAGUAUAAUAAAAUUGGAGGUCGAUUAAGA
Messenger RNA from Branchiostoma floridae (Florida lancelet), 1144 nucleotides. RefSeq names its product WSC domain-containing protein 2-like. Gene Ontology annotation, cellular component: plasma membrane. The coding region runs from base 166 to 675 and encodes 169 amino acids. The record is from RefSeq and is a predicted model, not a curated record. NCBI's taxonomy places the organism in Eukaryota, Metazoa, Chordata, Leptocardii, Amphioxiformes, Branchiostomatidae. The transcript is spliced from 4 exons.